Cyprinus carpio (common carp) is the source of this 2221-nucleotide messenger RNA. RefSeq names its product signal peptide peptidase-like 3. Lineage: Eukaryota; Metazoa; Chordata; Actinopteri; Cypriniformes; Cyprinidae. Gene Ontology annotation, molecular function: aspartic endopeptidase activity, intramembrane cleaving. The record is from RefSeq and is a predicted model, not a curated record. Gene Ontology annotation, biological process: membrane protein proteolysis. Gene Ontology annotation, cellular component: lumenal side of endoplasmic reticulum membrane; Golgi-associated vesicle membrane; cytoplasmic side of endoplasmic reticulum membrane.
CAUCUGUGUGGGCAACAGCGUGAACGCGCAGACAGUCGCGCGCUCCCGUGCGAUCGCAAUAGAAAACAAAGCUAUCCGUGCGCUUCCAUUACAGCUAGCGGGGCAAACCCAAGAACACAGCUCCCUCUGCAUGCACACCCAAGAUGGGUCUGCAGAUCAUCUGAGGGCCUUUGAAAGCGGGGCCUGUUUUGUGAGGGCAGCCAGCCAGCUGAAGUCAGCGAAACGUCUCGGGUUUUUUUCCCCCCGGAUCGCUUUUGUUUCUUAGCCGCGGUUAGCAGCACAGCCACAAUCAUUGUCAUUUCUGCUGCGAGCUGCCGAAGGAAAACACAUCGCCAUGUUGUUAUCGGAGGGGCUCAGUGAAUAAGGCGAACCCUUAAGCGUGUGGAGGAGAUAAUCUCAUCGUUAGAGCCGAACCCGAGUCCUCAGCCGCUGCUGCCUGACUGACAGACAUGGCGGAGCAGAGCUACUCCUGGGCGUACUCCCUUGUCGACUCCAGCCAGGUGUCAACCUUCCUCAUCUCCAUCCUCCUCAUCGUUUAUGGCAGCUUCAGGUCAUUAAACAUGGACUGUGAGAACCAGGAGAAGGACAAGGACGGAAACCCCACCACCGGCUCCUUCAACAAUGCCAACUCUAACAACAGUAUUCAGACCAUAGACUCCACACAGGCGCUGUUCUUGCCCAUCGGAGCCUCUGUGUCUCUGCUCGUCAUGUUUUUCUUCUUCGACUCGGUUCAGGUGGUGUUCACCAUAUGCACUGCAGUUCUAGCUACCAUCGCGUUUGCAUUCCUCCUGCUGCCGAUGUGCCAGUAUCUGACCAAACCCUGCUCCCCACAGAACAAGAUCUCGUUCGGCUGCUGUGGCCGCUUCACGUUGGCGGAGCUGCUGUCGUUUUCGCUCUCUGUCAUGCUGGUUCUCAUCUGGGUGCUGACGGGCCACUGGCUGCUCAUGGACGCUCUUGCCAUGGGUCUCUGUGUGGCCAUGAUAGCAUUUGUGCGGCUGCCUAGUCUCAAGGUGUCGUGCCUGCUGCUGUCAGGCCUCCUCAUCUAUGAUGUGUUCUGGGUCUUCUUCUCCGCCUACAUCUUCAACAGCAACGUGAUGGUGAAGGUGGCGACGCAGCCUGCCGACAACCCCCUCGACGUGCUCUCACGCAAGCUGCACCUGGGCCCCGGCAUGGGUCGGGACAUCCCCCGCCUCUCCCUGCCAGGAAAGCUGGUGUUCCCCAGCUCCACGGGCAGCAGCCACUUCUCCAUGCUGGGCAUCGGUGAUAUCGUCAUGCCUGGCCUGCUGCUGUGCUUCGUGCUCCGAUACGACAACUAUAAGAAACAGGCCAACGGAGAAGUGCCCGGUUCUGUCAACAUGUCCGGCCGCAUGCAGCGGGUUUCCUACUUCCACUGCACCCUCAUUGGUUACUUUGUUGGUCUGUUGACUGCAACCGUGGCCUCUCGCAUUCACCGCGCGGCCCAGCCUGCCCUCCUGUACCUGGUGCCCUUCACCCUGCUGCCUCUGCUCACCAUGGCCUACCUGAAGGGAGACCUACGGCGCAUGUGGUCCGAGCCCUUCCACACCAAGUCCAGCAGCUCCCGCUUCCUGGAGGUAUGAUACAGCUCCGACCAGCACAAGUACCCACCGACCCACCCACCCACCCACCGGAGAGAGAGAGAGAGAGAGAGAGAGAGAGGUCGGAAGAGAGGAACAGCACUCGUCUUCUCAUCGUCCCUCAUUCCCGUUGUCAUCCUCUAGCCAGUGGAUGAACAGCUGUUCGCGGACUUCACUGCCAGAUGGAUUCAUGCGCUCCUCACGUCUCCAAUCAUACAUGUGUUUUUUUCCUCUACCUCUUUUCUUUCUCAGCUCCAUUCCACCUUUAUCACGCCACCUUCCCCUCUCUAUCUUCCUUCUAUCCCAUCAACCCUUUCCUGUUCCCCCGGACUCAGCCACAUGUUACCGGAUCGCUCGUCGUCUGGACAUGAACCGGAGCUCCUUUGAGCUCCAAGUGUGUUUCCAUUUGUACCGUUUGGCAUCAUUAUGGAUUUACAGACUGAGACUUCUUUAUUAUUUCCUGCUCUAAACGAACUGUGGAUGAGGAACGUAGAUUCUGCCACAGCUUGGGAUGUCGAUGACCCUGUAAGGGACCAGCACACAGUAGAGGACAGCCUCGUUUUCCCCGUUCCUUCUCUCUUCCUCUUUCCCUUUCUGAUAAACCCAACCCGCAUCCAUCCCUCCCU